Aspergillus versicolor CBS 583.65 is the source of this 746-nucleotide messenger RNA. RefSeq lists its product as uncharacterized. Lineage: Eukaryota; Fungi; Ascomycota; Eurotiomycetes; Eurotiales; Aspergillaceae. The transcript has a single exon. The record is from RefSeq and is a predicted model, not a curated record. The annotation marks the transcript as partial.
AACACCAGUAACGCCGCGGAUGAAGUCACGGAAGUAAGCCAGGCUGGAGUAGAUACCAGGGUAUCCAGCGCCGGCACAGCUGUUACCUGAGAAGAUGAUGCUAAUAAAGAUACUAUCAGAGAUAAAAGAGCCACUAGUCACUCUAUCAGCUAUCUUUACUACCCUUCUCUACACUAGUAUAGAGCAUACUAGCAGUAAUCAUAUAAAAGCCCUAGUAGUUCUAGGCAUACUUCUUCUUAUUAAUAACAGGGACCCCGAUAAACUACAGGAUAGGAGAGACCUUGCUGCCCUCCUUAAGCGCACCCCAGCUAGUAAUAUUACUAACAGUACUGGUAGAGGGGAGGGAGCUGUUGCCCGCAGGGAGCUUAACAGCAGUAAUACCAUCACUAUACUCAAGCUGCUUAGAGAGAGUAAGGAUAGUAAUAUUAUUAUUAAGGUUCUGCGCGUUGUAGUCAGGGUAUACAGUGAUAGAGGGGGUGCUGAUAGUAGCACUACCAGAGUUAGAGAAGAAGAAGCUGGUAUAGAUACUCAGGUUACUAGUAGUCUAGCCCUUAGUAUAGUAGCUAGUAGUUAUAAUAUACUUGUUAUUAAUAAUACUACUACUAUAGAUAAGGGAGCUACCCUAGAGCAGGUUAAUCCAGUAGAGAUACUCCUCUAUACUAGUCUCGGUGCUGCUGAUAAUAUUCUCCUUGGCGAGGACGCUGGAGAGGACGGAGAGGAAGGCGACGGUGGUCUUUAUGGUGGUG